AGUUGUUUGUGGAUUAAUUCUUAAUUCUUAUUGGAGACGCGAACCGUUUCAAACGAUUCCGUUCGUUUCGGUGAACUGGUUCAACCGACUUACUGAGAAGAACCGGUUAAAUCAAACGAUUCGUUCAUGAACCGGACACCAGCGUGCGCUUGCUGUGUCUUCUGAGGUCUGAAUGGCAGGAAAGGAUGCAUAUUUACAAAUGACAUGAAGUUGACCAGACAAAACAUGAAAUAUUUUGUGUUCAUAUUGUCUGCAAUGAAAUUCAAGUCAAAGUAAAUUUAGAAAUCACUACUUUCUUUACUUAUUUGCGUUUUCCAUACUGUCCCAACUUUUUCUGAUUUGGGGUUGUAAAUACUCCUUCAUUUUUGAUCGUACAGAUAAGAAUAAGGUAUCAUUUCAAACUGCAAAGGGUCUGGGUAUGUAUAGUCAUAAUAAAUGCAAAAUAAUGUGCUUUUGUAAAAUAAAGAAAAUAUACAUGGUGCAUUCUCUGCCAUCUUGGUCUCUGUCACCUCUCUUCACAGACAUGUAAAUAAAACAGCGUUACCAAUACAGUAUCAUUCCUGUAUGUGAUGCAGUGCUGUCUAAGAGCCUGAAGAUCAUGGGCAUCCAGUAUGGUUUUCCGGCCUUAUAUUAUACUAUAUAAUGAGAUGCUACCUAGCAUUCGGGAGAUCUUCUCACAAAGAGGAUCUCGGCUUUGUUUCUCUCUGAAAUAAAGUCUAUCUUCUGGAAACAAAACCCAGAGACUGCAUGAUUGCUCAGACACAGGGCAGAUAAAAAAACAAUACAUUUGCUCCAGAUUCUUUGAAUCUUUGGAUGAUAUUAUGCACUGUAGAUCAUGAUAACAUCAAACUCUUUUAAAUUUAUUACAGCUGUAGAAUUGAAAAUGCACAAGAGGACCCACACUGGAGGGAAACCUUACAUGUGUUCACACUGCGAUAGGAGAUUUGUUCAGACAGCAAAUCUGAAAACACAUGAGAGGACCCACACUGGAGAGAAACCAUACAAGUGUUCACACUGUGACAAGAGAUUUGUUCAGAGAGCAAAUCUGAAAACACAUGAGAGGACUCACACCGGAGAGAAACCAUACAAGUGUUCACACUGCGACAAGAGAUACCGUUCAUCAGAACAUCUGAAAACGCAUGAGAGGACCCACACUGGAGAGAAACCAUUCACAUGUGAUCUGUGUGGGAAGAGUUUCACACAAUCAACAAACCAUAAGUUGCACAUGCACAUCCACACUGGAGAGAAACCGUACACAUGUGAUCUGUGUGGGAAGAGUUUCAUAAUAAAACGCAGCCUUAAAGAGCACAUGAACAUCCACUCUGGGGAAAAACCGUACACAUGUGAUCAGUGCGGCAAAGGAUUUGUAAGGUCUUCGGACCUAAAGAUUCACCUGACACUUCAUACAAAGAAGAAACGUCUGUAUUCAUGUUCUUUGUGUGGAAAGAGUUUUCCACUGCUGAAAAGUUUAAAAACACAUCAGAAAAGACAUACUGCCAAAAAAGCUUAUAUGUGCUUUGAGUGUGAGAAGACUUUUUUUACAGAUGAGCAUUUGAAAAUGCACCAGAGAACUCACACUGGAGAGAAACCUUACAUGUGUUCACACUGCGACAAGAGAUUCAGUUCUUCAUCAAAUCUGAAAAAACAUGAAAGGACUCAUACUGGAGAGAAACCAUACACAUGUGAUCAAUGUGGGAAGAGCUACACUGAAUCAUCUUCUCUACAGAGACAUAAAAAAUCAUCCACAGCCCGAAAUCAUAAUAUGUGUACAAGAAAGAAAAGUCCAAAGUUGUCCCGGUGAAUAAAGUUCAAGACUUCAAGACUUUUCAAGAGAUUCAGAUCAACUCAUAGAUAGUUCCUUCCCAAAAGAACAUCAUCUAAUUGUUUUAUUCUUGUUUUUCAAUUUGCUUCAUAAUAUAAUCUCUCAUUAUGUUUUAUAAUUUCAAGUUAGAUUUUUUUUUUUACUCUAUUUAUGAAAAAGUGGACUUUUUAGUCGUGUGGACAACAAAGUGACCUGAAGAAGAGUCCAUCUUAGUUUUAGGAAAUACAUUGAUCUGGUGUUUGUGUUUAAUUGUUAAUCUUAUAAUCUUAUAAAUGCUCGACCAUUUGUGAUGCACUGGGUUGGUUGUAAAUCAAUAAUUUUCUCACAAAUUUUCAAGUAAUCAUGUAUUAAAUAAUCAUGUAUUUUAUCAACUUCUAUUGACCAUUUUUAAUGUCUAAUGAUGCUACUUGCGACAAUAGUUUAAUCAGUAUUAUUAUUAAUUUAAUAAUUUUGGGUUUAUCUGAAAGCCAUUACCUGAUAUGAUUGCUUUUUAGACUUUUUUUAUGUUUUAAAUGUCUUGAUAGAUAAAAUCUUACUGCCUGACACAGAUGAGACCCAGGUCUGAUUGUGAUGGUGCAGAAACGUUGUACAUUUACUUAUACAUUUCAAAUAUGCACAUGAGUAAUCAUAACCAAAGCUGAGAAAUUAAGUUUUAGUGAAUAUAAUCAAGAUCAUUUGAAAUCACUUGAAAAAUACU
Carassius auratus (goldfish) is the source of this 2519-nucleotide messenger RNA. RefSeq names its product zinc finger protein 271-like. Gene Ontology annotation, molecular function: DNA-binding transcription factor activity, RNA polymerase II-specific. The transcript has 3 exons. Lineage: Eukaryota; Metazoa; Chordata; Actinopteri; Cypriniformes; Cyprinidae. Gene Ontology annotation, cellular component: nucleus. The record is from RefSeq and is a predicted model, not a curated record. Gene Ontology annotation, biological process: regulation of transcription by RNA polymerase II. The coding region runs from base 836 to 1801 and encodes 321 amino acids.